CGGGUAAAAUGGGUCAAAGGUUAGGGUUUUUUUCUUCGCGUGGCUGUGGACAGAUUGUCGUCUGAAAUUUUGUCAAAUUCGGUGAUCUAAACGCGGUCAGACAUGCUUGCUGAGCCGAGACGGCGUCAAAAGUGGUCGGCUGAUCCGCGAGGGGCCGCCUGGAGCAACGAUGACUCCAAGUUUGGUCAGAAGAUGCUGGAGAAAAUGGGUUGGCAGAAGGGUAAGGGCCUGGGUGCCAAGGAGGACGGGAUGACCCAACAUGUGAAGGCCUCCCGUAAGUUUGACCAGACCGGCCUGGGGUGCAGCGCUGACCAGGCUGAGAACUGGAUAGCUCAUCAGGAGGACUUCGAUGCACUUCUGGCAGGUCUAAAUGCCAGUCAUGGAGCCACAGGCAACGGAGAGGCUGAAUCGAGCACAAAGACCAUCAGUAUUGAGGAGAAGUCCAAGUCUUCGAAGAGGCGGGUUCAUUACCACAAGUUUACCAGGGGGAAGGAUCUCUCCAGCAUGAGUCAAGCUGACUUAGCGUGCAUCAUGGGUAAAAAAGCCAGCCAAUCAGAGCCAGUCACUCCCAACCAAUCAGAGCCGGCUACACCGAGGAGCCAAUCAGAUGCUGAGGAUGAGGACAGCGCUGCUUCCUGUCCACCAAUGGACAAUCAUUAUGGAGUAACCACCAUCACAAAGUCUCAGAGCAUACAGGAUUACUUUGCACAGAAGAUGGCAGAGUUAAAGAAGUUACGGUCAGGAGGAGAGGUUGAAAAUCAAGAUGGUGAUGCUAAAGAUGAAAGUUCAGAGCCUCAAGUUGAGAGCUCCUCAGAACGGAAGUCAAAGAAAAAGUCCAAAAAAAGAAAAUACAAGGAGCAGGAAGAUGAGAACGUCAGUUCUGAAAGUGAGGGGGUGAAAGAAAGUACUUCCAUCAGAAAGAAAAAGAAGAAAGAACGCAAAGAAGAAAACAAUGAGCUGCCUGAAAUGGAAGUGACAAGUCAAGAAGACAGCCAGAAGAAAAAGAAGAAGAAAAGGAAGAAGGAGAAAGAACAAGAAGUUCUUGAGCAGCAACAGGAAGUUCUUGAGGAACUUGAAAGCAGUGAGGGGAAAAGAAAGAAGAAGAAAAAGUCUAGGGACACGGUAGAGAGCCUGGAAGAUACGACACAUGGUGAAAGUAUUACAUGUGAAGAGAGUAAUAGUAAGAGCAAAAAGAAGAAAAAGAAAAGUAAGAAGGAAAAGUUACAAGAUGAUUAACUUCUUCACUGAUAUGUCCCUUUAGGAAUUAUAACUCAGAUAUCUCUGAUGUAAGCCCCAGUAAUACACUACUGUAUCUCAGGGGUUGUCUUGCAUGGGCAGUCUCAUAUGAUCUACACCAUCUAGCAAUGACAUCUAUUGAACUUGAAAUGAACUGCAGCAUUAUGGUCUUUUCCAAUGAUUUUACUCAACAUGGCUAGACUAAAGCAUCGUGACUGGUAUGUGGUUCCAAAAUAAAUGUACAUGUGUCUGUAACUAUUCCAACAUAAUUAAUUACAUACAUUAGUAACAAAUAUUAUACCCUAUAGGCCUCUUGAAACACAGAUUUCACUGUUGCAGAGCUCAAGUGAUUCAUAGAACGUGUGCAUGAUUCACUUGUGUUUAUGAUAACUACAACCUAGCAAUGUUUGGAACAAAAAUGCAUUGAAUGGAUUUCUAUGGUGUAAUUCAGAAUGUGGAUGAGAUGAAUUCAUUAAACGAGGUAUUGUGUGAUGAAAAGAGAAAAUGGAAUAGCUGCUUUCCUUGCAUGAUGUUUACUUGUCUUAAUUUAUAAUUACAGAGUUGCUAUAGCUACAUCAACAUAGAUACAGCACAAUAGAAGCAAUUAUCAUGGAUAGCAAAGAAGAAUCUAUUGUAUACUCUACCUUUCAAGGUUUGUGAUGUAAAAUACGAUACUAACAAUGGAGGAAGCAUUGGUUGAAUAGUACUUGUACUUUACAUUAAUAUUAUAUGAAAUAAGUAGGAAAUUGACUUUGUAAGAAUAUUGUGUGAUGAGUCUUCAUGAAAUUUUGAAUGGUACCUUAAAUUGAUUUAUUUCA
Messenger RNA from Branchiostoma belcheri (Belcher's lancelet), 2054 nucleotides. RefSeq names its product PIN2/TERF1-interacting telomerase inhibitor 1-like. Gene Ontology annotation, molecular function: telomerase inhibitor activity; nucleic acid binding. The record is from RefSeq and is a predicted model, not a curated record. Lineage: Eukaryota; Metazoa; Chordata; Leptocardii; Amphioxiformes; Branchiostomatidae. The coding region runs from base 103 to 1236 and encodes 377 amino acids. The transcript is spliced from 3 exons. Gene Ontology annotation, biological process: regulation of ribosome biogenesis. Gene Ontology annotation, cellular component: nucleolus.